Molecule: messenger RNA, 4300 nt
Organism: Rhinolophus ferrumequinum (greater horseshoe bat)
Lineage: Eukaryota; Metazoa; Chordata; Mammalia; Chiroptera; Rhinolophidae
Gene: ING5
Product: inhibitor of growth family member 5
Exons: 8
Coding region: 178-900 (240 amino acids)
Biological process (GO): positive regulation of DNA-templated transcription; positive regulation of apoptotic signaling pathway
Cellular component (GO): nucleus
Molecular function (GO): chromatin binding
Source: RefSeq, a predicted model, not a curated record
GACACCGCUUGCACCCCGCCGACCGGAAAGCAGGGGGCGGUCCCUGCCAUCAACCCGCCGCCGCCGGCCGGCCAAUCAGCGCGCAAGCUUCAUUAAUAGUGAACGUACCGGCCCCGCCCCCUUGCCUCUCGCGGCGCCGCCCGCCCGCGCAGACCCAGAGCGCGGCCGCGGACGAAGAUGGCGACCGCCAUGUACUUGGAGCACUACCUGGACAGUAUCGAGAACCUUCCCUGUGAACUUCAGAGGAACUUCCAGCUGAUGCGAGAGCUGGACCAGAGGACAGAAGACAAGAAGGCAGAGAUCGACGUGCUGGCUGCGGAGUACGUUUCCACGGUGAAGACACUGUCCCCGGAGCAGCGCGUGGCACACCUGCAGCGCAUCCAGGGCGCCUACAGCAGGUGCAAGGAGUACAGCGACGACAAGGUGCAGCUGGCCAUGCAGACCUACGAGAUGGUGGACAAGCACAUUCGAAGGCUCGACGCAGACCUGGCGCGCUUCGAGGCAGACCUCAAGGACAAGAUGGAGGGCAGUGACUUUGAAAGCUCUGGAGGAAGAGGGUUAAAAAAAAGUCGAGGUCAGAAGGAAAAGAAAGGCUCCCGGGGCCGAGGCCGCAGGGCCUCAGAAGAAGACACUCCAAAGAAGAAGAAGCACAAAGGAGGGUCUGAGUUCAACGACACCAUCCUGUCUGUGCAUCCCUCUGACGUGCUGGACAUGCCCGUGGACCCGAACGAGCCCACCUACUGCCUGUGCCACCAGGUGUCCUAUGGGGAGAUGAUAGGCUGUGACAAUCCGGACUGUCCCAUCGAGUGGUUUCACUUCGCCUGUGUGGACCUGACCACGAAACCCAAAGGAAAAUGGUUCUGUCCCCGAUGCGUUCAGGAAAGGAGGAAGAAGAAGUAAGGAAGAGGUCGACGCCUGGGCCAGAAGAGCAAGUUAACACACUCCUUCAUUCACGUUGCAAUAUUUUAUCUUCAUUUUAAAACUACCUUGUUUCGAAUGACAUUUAAUAACUCGAUGGCCAGUUGUAAUUCUGGAUACUUCCUAAAACAAACAAGAACCCACCUGAGCCCUGUUUGCACAGAGGAGCAAUCUCAUUGGGACUUGCCACAGUGACUUUAUUGUUGUGACUUUUCGUACAGACCCCUGCACUGAGCACAGCAGUGCCACGAGGAGUUCGAGGGACUCCAUGGGUAUGUGCGUGGGGAGUGCUGGGUGCAUAUACUGCCAUCACUUUGCAGCUAGAGGUGUGAGCCUCGCGUGGUCUGUAUUCCCUGGGCUGCUCCCUGAGAGCCCAGCACCACUGUAAGCACGUCUGUCCUCACCGAGAGGCGGUGCCGGUGGGCACCCUCCAACCUCAGCUCUGCCUCGCAGUGACUGCCUUUGCCGUCUGGACUGUUUCCCUCCCUGAGGGUUUUGCCUCCUAGGUGAACACUCUGGAGUGGCAGACGGCCGUUGGUAACAUGACCAGCUCCAAUAAGAGCCGGCGUGACAGAUGGGCUGAUGGCUCUGUCUCUCUGGGAUUCCAGACACUUUUACUGUGAAGAUGAAGUGGUUGUAAUAGCAUGAAGAUAGUGGGUCCAGGCUGCUCAGAGACAAUCUUAAAGCUGUUUGUGUUUGCACUGGGUCAGCAGCUUACACUGGGCGGGCAGCAGUGAUGUGACGUGAUUUGUGUGUUUCUUGUGCCGCAGUCGCAGUUCUGCAAUGAAGUUGAGGAACCAGAGUGUACCUCCUGUCUAAUCAGCAUUCACCAAGCUGAUUCUGAGCUGUCUUUUUGAUAAUAGUUGGGGGACAUUACAUACAUUUGGGGUGUUAGGAUUCACUUGUGAUGGUACCUCUGACGUGACUGUCAGGAGCGCCCCUGGACUCUGCGAAGCCCCAUGAUUUGGAGAAGUCAGGAUUCCUGAAGAAAGACGGGAACUGUCUGUCCUCAUGUCCUGGUGCAGCGUGGAAUCGAGAUGUGAAACGCCCAGAAGAAUCGCGUUCUCUUUGUGAGGAAUGAGCCACCUGCUUCCUUCUGAUGGGCUCGUUUACUAUAUCCUUCCCUCCUACUUCCUCAUCUUUCACCCAGGAGAGGAAAUAAGGCAGAGAGGAGCUCGUGAAGCUGUAUCUGGGACACACUGCCCCGCAAAUGAGUUAAUGUUCGGCAAUGACAGCGGGAUGUCAGAGGGCAGCCAGGGUCCAGCUGGAACAUGUGUCUGUGGUUCUCAGCAGGUCUUAGUCCGCAGUGGACGUGUCUGGACUGCUGUCCUUUCUGGAGUGAGCCCAGGGAGUGGAACUUGUUCCCAGAUAACUGCGGGGGGCUUAGUUCAGCAUGUGGGACCCUUCCAGUCUUGGGCUGGAUGGUUAGGGUAGGGGCUCAGCAGUCGCUAUGGCCUGUCCCCGGUGGGUCCCCAGGCCUGACGAGCGUUUUCAUAACCGCUGCCUUCUUGCUGCUCAGGAAGGAGGGAUGGGGGCGGCCUCAGAACGAGCACCCGCCAGCACACCCGGUCUCAGCCACGCCGGAAACAAGGCACGCUGCUGGUAUUUAGUAACUUAGUUUAUGUUAACACAGGUGUAAAGAGAUUGUGGGGAAUUAAUUGUGGAAAAAUGUUUUCUUCCCUCUUUAACCAGUUUUUAUGGAGAGGAUAGGUAAGUAUAGUAAGUUUGUGAUGAUUCUGUAGAAACUGAUUUAAUGUUUGCACUUCAUCUGUGAAAACGUCACACCCAUGGUCUCCAUGGAAAAACAGUGGUGUUUAUAGAUGUGGGUUGGUGGACGGUUAGCUGAUCGUCGUCCCCUGGUCACCUGAGGCCUCGUUCAUUUCUCAGGAAAGAUGGCCGACUUAUGUGUCUUAGGCUUUUGUUUAAAGUUCGAUGUCAUCCUGCUUGCCACUGUAACAUCCCAUGUGUCGACCUUUUUUAAGUUUCUGUGCUUGUCUGUUAAUAGUGUGUACUUUUGGCAGUUAGAAUGGUAUCACCAAAAUCACACGCGUGCAGCUCUGAAGGAGACAGAAACCAUGAGCAGAAUCGAAGUUCCCCUCGGACGAUGUUUGCAUGAUGAUCGCACACCUUCCCGACCAUUAAUACCCUCUAGGAGUCAGGACGACUUGAGGGUUGUCUGGCAGGGAGAAAAUGUGCCACCUGGCCUGGCUUCAGCCCAUACUGCUUGCACCACCCAAGCGUUGUUCCACAUGGUCUGGCCGCCCUGUCCAGGGGGUGUGAUUCAGGCCAGACCCCCGUCUGCCAGGCCUCACACCUGAUCCUGGGGCGGUUGUGGACCCAGCCUCAUCCUGGGGGGGAACCCCUCAAUCCUGGGGGUUGAGGGGGUCAGUGUCGGCCCAGCGGUUCCCCUGGCAAUCGUCUGAGCCCAGGCUGCCGGCCCUCUGCGUCUGUGGGCUUUACUUGUAAGAGAAGAAGUGUCAUGUUCCAAGGACAAGCAGAACCAUUUUCCUUGUCCUGAGUGUAUGUCAUCAGCCUCCAGUUCUCCACCUGGAGGACAUAUGCUGCACUAAUAGAAACAGUUCGUUAGCUGAGCCUCCUGCAUCUGUGGCUGUGCUAGUGGAGCUGUUGGCUGGGCAGAGGCCUGAGUGACUGCCCCGACAAUGCAGGCUGGGGUCCCCGGGCAGGUGACCAUCCCCACUGUGCAGGCUGGGGUCCCCGGGCAGGUGACUGUCCCCACUGUGCAGGCUGGGGUCCCCGGGCAGGUGGAUGUGAGACUGAUACAGGCCAGGGCCAGGAGAGCCAGUGGCUUCUGGUCUGCCCCGGGCAGCAAACGCCCAACAUAGCCGUGUGCACCUGUAACAGUGGGGUGUUCUAGGAAGCAUGGGGACAAGUCCAGCUGUGUGUCAGAGCCGUUGCAGACGGCUACACUGCACUGGGCCUCCUGCCCUGUCCCUUGGCAGAGGCUGCUUCAAGCAAUAACGUCCACAGAGCAGCUUCCCCACGUGCCACAGCCAAGGCCUGCCCCAUCGCUGGACAUCUCUGGUCAUUGCAGAGCUAAGGUUUCCUCAAUUUUUAGUGAAUAGCAAUUCCUGUCCUGAGAGGAAUUUUAAAAUGGGAAGUCCAAGAAAAAUGUCCUCAUUCAGGAGACAGUCCUAUGAAGUUUCUUCCUACGUAUGUAUUUUGUGGUGGUCACCCUUACCACAUUUCAUCCAAAAAGAUGAUGCAGCUUUAACAUGAAUGUUACAUUUUAUUUUCAAGGAAUUAUCUAUGUUCCCUUUGUAAAGUAAAGAUAAUAUUGUAAAUCUUUUUAUUAAAUAAUGUAAAGAUGUAUAUCUGUAUUUUUGGAUCAUGUUAUAGAUUAUGGAUAUAUUGUUUAAUAAAU